Neomonachus schauinslandi (Hawaiian monk seal) is the source of this 643-nucleotide messenger RNA. It is a transcript of the gene MYCT1, whose product is annotated as MYC target 1. The transcript has 2 exons. NCBI's taxonomy places the organism in Eukaryota, Metazoa, Chordata, Mammalia, Carnivora, Phocidae. Gene Ontology annotation, cellular component: nucleoplasm. The record is from RefSeq and is a predicted model, not a curated record. Bases 80 to 643 code for a protein of 187 amino acids.
AUCAAAGUGCUUCUUUUGGACAUACUGGCUUUUCUUUCUUUCUUUUUUUCUUCUGUUUCUUCUAUUUCUUGUGGAUAUUAUGGCUAAUAACACAACAAGUUUAGGGAGUCCAUGGCCAGAAAACUUUUGGGAGGAUGUCAUAACAUCCUUCACAGUGUCCAUUGCAAUUAUGCUCAUAAUUGCAGGAUUUAUUUGGGCUCUGUUUGUUUGUUUGUCUCGAAGAAGAGCCAGCGCCCCCAUCUCACAAUGGAGUUCGAACCGGCGAUCAAGGUCUUCUUACAACCAUGGCCUCAACAGAACUGGAUUUUACCGCCACAGUGGCUGUGAACGGCGAAGCAACCUCAGCCUGGCCAGUCUCACCUUCCAGCGACAAGCUUCCCUGGAACAAGCAAAUUCCUUUCCAAGAAAAUCAAGCUUCAGAGCUUCCACUUUCCAUCCCUUUCUGCAAAGUCCCCCACUUCCGGUGGAAACUGACAGUCAGCUGGUGACUCUGCCCACUUCCAGUACGGUUCCCGCCAUCAGCACUUCGCACAGUCUGGGCAGUCCUGAUUUCCACUGGUCCAGUCACAGCCUUCGAGUGGGCUUUUCCACACCACCUCCACCUGCCUAUGAGUCCAUUAUAAAGGCAUUCCCAGAUUCCUGA